GCGUCUGAAACUGAGCGUUAAUAGAAUCCCUAUUAUAUGGACUACAAAUUCGUAAGAUACACCAUUGAAGUCAAGUUCUUCUGUGUAGACUUCUGUAGGGAAUGGCAGAUAAACUGCUAUUCGAUGCGAGGAAGGAGUUGGUGGAGAGAGUAUCGAGCCAUGUGCUCUUGCAGCUGCUGGAUGACCUUUUGCAGGACAGGGUUCUGAACGACGGAGAAAAGGACGCUGUGAUCGAGGAGAACAAAAGCACAGCAGAUAAGGCGCGAUGCCUCUUGGAUAAAGUGCGAAAGCGAGGCCCAAAGGCCUGUGGGAAAUUCAUCUCCCGGCUGCAGGAACGAGACCCUGACCUGUGUGAGCUCCUGAAUCUGGGCGCGGUCUCGCCACCUGCACCGCCAGCCCCAUCUCAGCAGGAGGCUAGCGCAGUGCUCAUCCCCUGCACCCCACAGUUCAAGAAGGCCCUGCUGGAGAAGGAGGGGGCUGAGCUUUACCCCAUGAAGGAGAAGGGUCAGCGCAAGCGCAUGGCUCUGCUCAUCAACAAUGUCAAGUUUGACCACCUGUCUGAGAGGCGCGGGGCCGAAAAAGAUGUAGAAAACAUGGAGGAACAACUGAAAGCACUGGACUACACUGUGGAGACACACAGGGAUCUGUCUGCCCAGGACAUCGAUGAAGCUGUCAAAAGGUUCUCUCAGCAUCAGGCCCAUUUGGAGUCGGACAGCACGUUUGUGGUGAUCAUGUCCCAUGGAAAGAGGGAUGCCAUCUGCGGGAUCCACUAUAACCCUAAACACCCCCAGGAAAAUAACCUCUUCCUCAUUGACAAUAUCUUCACACACCUCAACACAGAGAACUGUGCUGGGCUGCGCAACAAACCCAAAGUCAUUGUGAUCCAGGCGUGCAGAGGGGGUGAAAUCGGGACAGUCUGGGUGAGUGACAGUGCUUCUGCGCCCAAAUCUCUGGAGGAUGACGGCAUGUGGAGGGAACUCAAGGAGAGAGAUUUUGCCUGUCUCAUGGCCUGCACCCCUGACACCAUGGCCUACAGAGAUCCUGUCAAAGGAGCCAUUUUAAUCCAGAAGCUUGUGGAGACCAUCAAUACACACGCCCACAAGGACCAUAUUGAGGAACUGUUCCGGAAGGUUAGGUAUCAGUUUGACGGUUCCAAACGUCAGAUGCCAGUCACAGACAGAACGUCUUUGGUCAAGAAGUUCUACUUAUUCCCUGGACUGUGA
Molecule: messenger RNA, 1223 nt
Organism: Conger conger (European conger)
Lineage: Eukaryota; Metazoa; Chordata; Actinopteri; Anguilliformes; Congridae
Product: caspase-1-like
Exons: 8
Coding region: 102-1223 (373 amino acids)
Biological process (GO): regulation of apoptotic process; proteolysis
Molecular function (GO): cysteine-type endopeptidase activity
Source: RefSeq, a predicted model, not a curated record